AUGGUGCCGGUCGAAAGAGGGAACGCUGAUACCCUUCUAGCGAUUAUCAUCGAUAAAGUUUUGCCGGGUACCACCAUUAUGUCCGAUCUAUGGUCGGCAUAUGGUGGUAUCAAAAAAUUGCCAGUCAAGUAUCACCAUGAGACGGUUAACCAUUCACAGCAUUCUGUAGAUCCGAACACUGGGAUAUGUACAAACGGAGUGGAGUCGAUGUGGCAAAAGUUCAAAAUGAAGCACAAAUCGAGGUUCGGCAUCGAUCGCGGUUUAUUGGCGAGCUAUGUGGAAGAAUUCGUUUGGAAAAGAGAAUUUGGAGGGGAACAUUGCUUAUACAACUUGUGGAAGCAAAUCGCAGAUAUGUACCCCAUAUAA
Messenger RNA from Anisakis simplex (herring worm), 366 nucleotides. The record is from the annotation of a GenBank genome assembly. NCBI's taxonomy places the organism in Eukaryota, Metazoa, Nematoda, Chromadorea, Rhabditida, Anisakidae.